Pipra filicauda (Wire-tailed manakin) is the source of this 1993-nucleotide messenger RNA. It is a transcript of the gene CTBP2, whose product is annotated as C-terminal binding protein 2. The annotation marks the transcript as partial. The record is from RefSeq and is a predicted model, not a curated record. The transcript has 3 exons. Gene Ontology annotation, molecular function: oxidoreductase activity, acting on the CH-OH group of donors, NAD or NADP as acceptor; NAD binding. Lineage: Eukaryota; Metazoa; Chordata; Aves; Passeriformes; Pipridae.
AUGCCCAUCCCCAGCAAGCACCCCAACAUCGGCCGCUCGCAGAGCUGGGAUGCUGCUGGCUGGUAUGAGGGGAACUGGGAGAGCGAGAACGCCUUUGAGUACCAAAGGCUGCCGGGCCGGAGGAGCUCCCUGACCUAUGGCGGCGAGGGCGGAUGGUACGAGCCACCCCGGGCCAACGAGAUCAUCUUGCAGGGCGGCGCGGAGCUGAAGCAGGAGGCGUACCCGUACCAGGAUGCCGCCUUCGCCCCGGGGCCGCUGAGGAAAGGCUCCGUGCCUGACUUCACCUACUGCGACCGGCCGGCGCCCAUGGCGGGCCGGGGCUCUCUGCCGCCCCAGGAUUACUACAGCGACCCGUCACUGUCGGCGAGGUCACCCAAGGACCCCCGGUGCUACCGCGACCACGUGGCGGGCAGGCCACUGGCGAGCUACGGGGCGCCUGGCAGCAGGUUGUCCUGGGACCAGACCCUGGCACGCCCGCCAGCCCCACCAGACACCACCCGCCUCUACAGGGACCCCAAGCUGGCCCUGGAUGGGCAGCGGAUGCGCGGCAGGGACGUGUCCCCGGCAUGGUACGGCACGGAGCCCCCCGGCCCGCGCUACGCGGCAGAGCCGCCUGCCUUUCCCGGCAGACCAGGCUACACUGAUGGGACAGAGCGGCCCCCCGAGGCACCAGGGGCCAGGCAAGCUGCCCCCACCUGCCUGGUGGUGGAUCCCACCAGCACUACUGGCAGCAGCUAUGGGCCAGGCAGAGAGAGCACCAGCACCAAGGGUCCCUACGACGGCUACGAGGCGGCAGUGGCGACGCCUUCCCACCCACCGGUGCCCCCCACCUUCCCUGGGCCGGAGGGCAAGAGGAGCUUUGACCCCGAGUUCGUGGCACUGCUGCGGGCAGAGGGCGUCUCGGAGAGCACCUUCGCUGCCCUGCUGCAGCAGGGCUUUGACUCCCCAAACUUGUUGGCCAUGAUGGAGGAGAACGACAUCAAGUCGGUGGCGCCGAACUUGGGCCAGGCCCGAGUGCUGUCCCGCAUUGCCCACAACUACAAGGCAGAGAUGCAGCUGCAGAGGCAGGAGCGGAGGGCCGGGACGCUGCGCCCCAGGACCCGCUCCAACAGCUUCAGCCACCGCAGCGAGCUCCCAGGGGACUACGGGGCACCCCUCAUGGCGGGACCCACCACGGACGGCCCCGCUGCCUCUCAGCACCCACCCCCCCUGCAGCCACUCUCCCCGAGAGGAGUCGAGAUGCACCGUCGGCCAUCCAGCGCCCCGACCCAGCACCUGCUGGAGACCACCACCUACCCAGCCCCUGUGGGGGCUCCUCCGGGGCCACACUUCCUCCCUGGUUCAGGAUACAACACGCCCCUGCCUUGCAGCACGCGUCCGACCUCUGCCUACUCUGCUCCAGCCGGCAUGGCCAUGACCGCGACCAACCCACACCCCAGCCCCAAAACAGCGUAUCCCACCACCUACACCGUGCCCAUGGAGUUGAUGAAGAGGGAGCGGACGGUGGCGGCGGCAUCACCGGCACCCAGCCCUCACAGCAGCCCCCAACUCCUCCGCCGGCCGGGAGCACCGGGGGAUGGUGGCCUGGCACCCACCGGACCCACCUUCCCUGCUCAGGUCUCCCCGUACCCGAAGCUCAGCAGGCGCACGGGGCCCCCCGUCAUCGUCUCCACCAUGGCAUCACCUGAACCAAGUAUCCGCCCGCAGAUCAUGAACGGCCCCAUGCACCCCCGGCCCCUGGUGGCACUGCUGGACGGCAGGGACUGCACCGUGGAGAUGCCCAUCCUGAAGGACCUGGCGACGGUCGCGUUCUGUGACGCACAAUCAACUCAGGAGAUUCACGAGAAGGUAUUAAAUGAGGCUGUGGGGGCGAUGAUGUACCACACCAUCACUCUGACCCGGGAGGAUCUGGAGAAAUUCAAGGCCUUACGGGUCAUCGUUCGAAUAGGCAGCGGCUACGACAACAUCGACAUCAAGGCUGCGGGGGAGCUUG